GCUGAAGCUAGCGCUUGAAGUGAAGUGGUGACGCAUCGCGUGCGUCCGUGUCGUGUCGUGUAGGCUGCUGGGCGUUACUCCCGUCACCCGCACUGCAACUCAACUCCAAUUUCUCGCAGGCUAUCUGGAUUAUCUCUGAGAGGACCAAAGCAAGAGGCCUAACGUUAACCCUCAACAACAAACAAUCACCAUGAGCUACCCAGGAUACCCAUCACAGGGCUACGGUGGCGCAGGGCCUUCGUACCCUCCGUACCCCAACUCUCACCCCUACCCCCCGCCUCAGCACGCUACUACAAACUUGAGCUACCCUGGUAUUGGCUUCCAGGCACCACAGUCUCCUUAUCCAUCACAAGGUGCCAUGCCCCAGCCAGGUGGCUAUCCUUCUCAAAUGCCUUACCCACCUGCUGGGCCUCAGGCUGCAGCUCCUCCUUCCUAUCCGCCUUAUCAACCUCAGCCUCCUCCCACUGUCAGUCCAUAUGGCUCUGCCACUCCGUACCCACUCUCAAGUAAUCAGCAUGCUCCAACCCCCAGCCCGUAUCCCCCUGCCCCCAGUUCCUACCAUUCCACUCCUAGUCCCUAUCCACCAGCAGCUUCGAAUUACCAACCGCCCAUCCCCCAAGCUUCGAUGCAUGGCAGUCCUUACGCUCACUCCCAACCAGCAAACAUGUACCCUUCUGGGCCCAGUUCUCACAGCUUGACAGUCAGAAAGGGUAACCCCACCGUGCACCCUGUCCAACCAUUUGACCCACGAUCAGAUGCUGAAGUGUUGCGCAAAGCUAUGAAGGGAUUUGGCACGGAUGAGAAGGCCAUCAUAAAUGUUCUUGCUCGCAGAAGUAAUACACAGAGGCAGGAGAUUUUACUGCAAUUUAAGACUUUGUAUGGGAAGGAUUUGAUUUCCAAUCUGAAAAGUGAACUAAGCGGCAAGUUUGAGGACUUGGUUAUUGCAUUGAUGAAACCUCACUAUGAAUUCAUGGCAAAAGAGAUACAUGAUGCCCUGGCAGGCAUUGGUACUGAUGAAGAAACUGUUAUUGAAGUUGUCUGCUCGGCUACUAAUGGAGAGAUUCAUGCUAUAAAAUCAGUUUAUCAGAACAUGUAUGGCAGAAGCUUGGAAGGAGACCUGAAAGGAGACACAUCUGGCAAUUUCAAGCGACUCAUGGUUUCCUUGUGCAUGGGAAAUCGCAGUGAAGACUAUAAUGUGGACCCUGCUGCUGCUCAGGCUGAUGCACAGGCAUUGUUGCGUGCAGGUGAACUCAGAGCUGGAACUGAUGAAUCAGCUUUCAAUGCUGUGAUAUGCCAACGCAGCUACCCUCAGUUGCAGGCUGUUAUGCAGGAGUACCAGCGUAUCACUGGGCAUAGCCUUCUGAAGGCUGUCAAGCACGAGUUUUCAGGUGACAUUGAAGAAGGACUCAUGACUAUCUUAAAAUGUGUGGAAAAUCGUCCUGCAUACUUUGCUGAGCGCUUGUACAAGAGUAUGAAGGGUUUGGGUACAGACGAUCGAUCGCUAAUUCGAUUGGUGGUCAGCCGGUGUGAAGUUGACAUGGGUGAUAUCAAGACAGCAUUCGAAGCAGCCUACGGCAAGACACUUGCAAGUUUUAUUUCAGGAGAUUGUUCAGGACACUAUGAAAAGUGUCUACUGGCUCUCAUCGGUGAAUACUAAAUAUUGACCAUUUCCAUUCUUUAAGGAUAUCUUUUUUCUCUCUUUUUAAAAAUUUAAAUUAGGCUUUCCUUUAUUGACUCAAAUUUACCCUACUUUGAAUUUGUUAAACUUCAUGUGUGACAUGAAUCUCUAUGGUCUUUUCUGACAGUGCUGAUAAAUGGUAUUUGAGAGAGAAAUUUUUGUGAGCAAAAUUGUUUGUGAGUCUGUACAGAGCUUAUAAAAUCCUAUUCUAAGUACAAGUUUUUAAAAACUGUAUAUUUUGAAACCUGUUUUGCUUGUGAAAAACAUUGUGAUUUAAUUGCCAAAUUUUCCUGUUGAACUGUCAGCAAUUUUCCAAUAAGUUGAAUACUAAGUUGAAUAGCUCUUGCCUGAAGUUUUAACCAUAAACAGUGCAUCUUAGCCAGUCUUUUAAAAGUGGUUAUAGCCAUUUUACAUUGGGGAUUUGUUUUCUUUGCACUUUUUGCUAUACUGCUUUUUUAUAGCAGUGUGGGCAGAAAUCCUUGUAGGUAUUGCAGGGACCAUUGCACUGUUUUCCUUUGCACUUUCAGGUGUAGUGUAAUUCCUUGUUGUCUAUGAGUAACCAGUAGUAUUAAUAAUUCAGAUACUAAAUUUAAUUGUAGUUUGGAGUUCUGUCUGUCUGCUUUUGACAACUACCUAAUGUGUAUUGUAAGUUGAUCUAUGAGCUAAGAGGUUUGGAUUUUUUAACUUUUGCACUUUCAGCUGGGAUUGAAAGCUUCAUCAGUUUUUAAAAUUGAGUGUGAUAACUUUUUAUGUCUGGUUGAUCCUACAUGUGUUGGAACUAGUAUUGGAACGAAGUACAAUUGAGGUUUUUAGAUAGAAGAGAUUUUUCCCUUUGUCUUGUCAUUUUUCCAUUUUCAUUGAUCUGUGAUGUUUGAAACAUGUGUGCCUUUGUAAUUGGGUAUAUAUUUCUAAGUUAAUUUAAAAAUAUGAACAAAACAAUUUUUUUCUGUUUGAACGAGUGGACAGUACCUUGUGAUAUCAAAACAUUUUGCAUUUGAAAUUGUUUUGGACGAUUGAUUUCACCAUCAGCUCUCAUGUGCCUCAGGUCAGUGCUGUUAUGCAAGUUUUUCUAAAAUUUAUUUUAUGAACGUGUUGAACACAGUUAAAUUUCAAUAAAAGAUCGAAAACUAUUA
Molecule: messenger RNA, 2811 nt
Organism: Thrips palmi
Lineage: Eukaryota; Metazoa; Arthropoda; Insecta; Thysanoptera; Thripidae
Product: annexin B11-like
Exons: 10
Coding region: 191-1657 (488 amino acids)
Cellular component (GO): cytoplasm
Molecular function (GO): calcium ion binding; calcium-dependent phospholipid binding
Source: RefSeq, a predicted model, not a curated record